Messenger RNA from Syngnathoides biaculeatus (alligator pipefish), 2440 nucleotides. RefSeq names its product microfibril associated protein 2 (gene mfap2). NCBI's taxonomy places the organism in Eukaryota, Metazoa, Chordata, Actinopteri, Syngnathiformes, Syngnathidae. Gene Ontology annotation, cellular component: microfibril. Gene Ontology annotation, biological process: embryonic eye morphogenesis. The record is from RefSeq and is a predicted model, not a curated record. The transcript is spliced from 8 exons. Bases 151 to 747 code for a protein of 198 amino acids.
GACGGGGGAGGAGACUCCGCACGCGGGGUGGUGCAAUGUGGCGCGCCGCAAAAUCCUCCAGCACUCGCGGGGGCGCAUGAAGGCGGAGGACGGACGCGGCGCGUUGACCCGAACGUUUUUGAGAGAGUCUGACUACCUCCCAGAGCGACCAUGAGGGCCCUCCUCUUCAUAUGCAUGCCAGUUGUGCUGCUCGCCCAAGCUCAGUACGAAGAAUCGAUUCCUUUUCUCGAUGACUACGGCGUUGAUUAUUUACCAGGAAAUUCCAAUUCUGAGAAUGAGGAUUCUGUUCCCCAGACGUACCAGCAGCAGGUCCGAAUCGAUCCCGUCAUUCGUCCAGAAAAAACUGCGACGGAUUUGGAGACGGAGCCCACGGAACCCGGCCCUCUCGGUAACGACAAAUCGCGAUGUCCGCUUUUGCCCCCCACGCCGGGUAGAGAAUUUUCUUUUUUUGCCAGCUUUGCGCGUGUUUCACUUCCAGAUUGCAGAGAGGAGCAGUACCCGUGCACUCGGCUCUACUCGGUGCACAAACCGUGCAAGCAGUGCCUGAACAGCCUCUGCUUCUACAGUCUGAGGCGGGUGUACGUCAUCAACAAGGAGGUGUGCGUGAGGACUGUCUGCGCACAUGAAGAACUGCUUAGAGCCGACCUGUGCCGGGACCAGUUCUCCCGCUGCGGCGUGGCGGCGGUGAGCGGCCACUGCGGAUCCCUGGGGGGAAGCUGCGGGAAGAGCUGCGGUGGUGGCUGCUGAUGGAGAACCCCAACCCCCCCACCCCGCCACCCCUGAACCACAACCGCCAUCUACAAAUCUUGUUCUUCUUCACUGAUGUGUACUAUAAUGCAGUGUUUCCCAACCUUUAUUUAGCCAAGGCACAUAUAUCGUAUAAGAAUAACCUCGCAACAGAUCACAAAUGGUAUACAAAAUGGAGUCCCUAUUUUUUUUUUUUUUUUGGUUGUUUGUUUUCCUGGGGACCUCGCAGCUGUUUAUGUGCCCAGUGCUAUUGCUUUGUCACCAUUUGGUGACAUCUUGGUGCCAAGAAAAUGUGUGAGUUGAGGAGCUUCAUUCACACAAGUCAUCUUUUGGCACCAUCGUCUCACAGUUAUAGGUAAUCACGCUGGACUCGAACCCCUUUUUUUUAGGGUGAAGCAUCAAUUCCAGUGGUGCCCUGAGAUCCAAUUUUAACUCGUUCCAUGACCACACAAAUCAUCUUGACCCAUUGAAAGCAAUGGAAAUGCAAUUAAUCUGUUCCAUCCCCACAAAGAACUCCCAAAAUUAUCGUUCAACAUGUAUUUUCCUAAUAAAAACUAAUACUCAACAGUAUCCUGUAAUAGUUACAGUAAUAAUACAUUAAUAAUCCAGUAAUAAUAUAUACACUCCACAUAACCUACAAACAUGGAAAAUGUGUGUACAAUACACACUUGCUCUCCUUUUGUGGGUUCUAUUGCUGUUCGGUAAACCUAUUUAAUGCUGCUUUACCACCGUCACCAUCUGAUAAUGCCCCUUUACACCAAGGAAACCAAUGUGAAUUGAUGGCAGCUUGAUGUGAGAAUAUUUUAUAUAUACAUACACAGCCAAGUAAUGGCUCAUAUGCAGGGAAAGGAAUGUCAGUCAAGGCACUUGUAUCUCAAGGUAUCACUGUGGAAAAAUAAAUGCAUAACUGACAUUAUAUAAUGACCCCACCGCCCCAAAUUUUUUUUUUAAAUAAAAAAAAAAAAAAAAUGCAAAAAAAAAGUGGGGAAUUUGGGAAGCAUACAGAAAAUAAGCAGGUGUGGAAAACAUAAGGAGAUUGAUGCUAAAUUGCAAACGUGCAGGGGUCCAACUUGGUUAUUAUUUACUGCUGGCAUGGCUCAGUCCUUACCGUAUGUUGAAAAAUAUUUACUCACCAAUGUACUUGUGUGCCUGUUUAGUAGAGCACCAAGCUGAUAUUCUGUUGUACAAAUAGCAUCAAGUGGAUAGAUAAGUUAAUUAUAUCUUCAGCUGAAGAGCAAUUAAUUGUUCAGCCUGUCAAUAUACGUCAUUAGCAUAGAUAGACCGACACACGUUUUUUUGUAGGAAAUCCUCCUCAGUCCAAUAACCACCCGUGUAGUACUGGUUGGGAAUCACUGCUCGAACGUCAACUCUUAUAAUCCCCCCCCCCCCCACCCGUGUAUCGAUCAGCGUACUCCAAAGAAGCUCGAUGAUUGUACAAAUCACUGGUGCUAUAAACUCAACACACUGGUGCCGUAUUAAGAGAUGCGGAGGCCUCUCGCUUUUGUUUUGCAUACUGUACCGUAUUCAUCGCAUGCGUUGUAUUUUGUCGUUUUCUUAUACUGUACUUAAAUAAGUAGAACCCCCCCCCAAAAAAAAAAAGUCAUUCAGUCGCUGACAUCAGCCAAGAAGAUGACCUCAGCUUUGAGAGGGCUAUCACAAUUAAAAGAUAUUAAAAGAUGAUCGUUUUUCCCGA